This is a messenger RNA of Petromyzon marinus (sea lamprey), 3579 nucleotides long. RefSeq lists its product as uncharacterized. Gene Ontology annotation, biological process: axonogenesis; positive regulation of synapse assembly. Gene Ontology annotation, molecular function: protein binding. The record is from RefSeq and is a predicted model, not a curated record. NCBI's taxonomy places the organism in Eukaryota, Metazoa, Chordata, Hyperoartia, Petromyzontiformes, Petromyzontidae.
ACACACACACCACACACACCACACACACACCACACACCACACACACACCGCACACCACACACACACCGCACACAUGGCGCGUCGUGUCCUGCACGUCGCGCGUCUCCUCGCCACCGCCUUCACCAUCGCCCUUUUCAUCCUCACCACCACCUCCACCACCUCCGCCGCACGCGCGCGCCCGAGAGCCCCGAAGCCGCCGGUGCCACUGAUGUGCGCCGGGCCGACGUGCAGCUGCCACGACCUGGACGUGAAGUGCGAGGGCCAGGGCCUCGACGACCUCUCCCGGCUCGGCGCACCCCCGGAGGGGCCCUUCCGCCUCUUCCUGCAGCGCAACGCGGUGCGGCGGCUGCCCGCGCUGGCGUUCGCCCGCCUGCCUGGGCUCAGCCUCCUCAACCUCGCCUCCAACGGCCUCGCGCACAUCGCCGAGGGCGCCUUCAGCGGCCUCGCCGAGCUGCGGCGCCUCCACGUGAACCGCAACGCUCUCGAGGAGCUGCGCAACGACACCCUGCUGGGCCUCAGCUCCCUCGAGUACCUGCAGGCGGACCACAACCUCCUGCGCAGGAUCGAGAGCGGCGCGUUCGCGCGCGCGCCGAAGCUCAGCGUGCUGCUGCUCAACGACAACCAGCUGGAGAGUCUCCCCGCGGGACUCCUGCAGAGCUCCGCGGCUCUCACGGCCCUGGACCUCAGGGGAAACCGCCUUAAGGCUUUACCGUUGAGCGGAAUCCUCGAUUGCCUGGGUCACCUGGCUCAAGUGCAGCUCUCCGACAACCCAUGGGACUGCUCUGCUUGCAGCCACGACUCCCCUCAUAUAUCCUCCUCAUCCUCCUCGUCAUCAUCGUCAUCUCCGGUGCUCCCCCUGUGGGACUGGCUGCAGCAGAGGCCUGAAACAGCACAGAUGGCGGCGGGCUCUUUCGACUUCCCACGGUGCUGGUGGCCUCCGUCGCUCCGCAACGCGAGCCUGCGCGACGUUCCCAGGUCCCACCUGGCUUGCCCUGUGGGCCUCCAAGCACCACAGGGCAAAUCCUCUCCCGCCGAGGGGGACGCCGACGGGCAGCAGCAGCGGCCCCAGCGGCCCCAGCGGCCCGACGCCUGCCCGGCCGCAUGCCACUGCAGCCCCUUGACCGAGGAGGAUUCCGGCGUCGCCGUCUUCUGCCGGGAGCGCGGCCUGGCCGCUGUGCCGCGGUUCUGGCCGACGCAGGCGCCCGAUGCCAGGAGGCUCGACCUGAGCUGGAACCUCAUCGAGGAGGCGUUGCCCGACGACUUCGAGGGCCUCGGCAGCCUCCUGGAGCUCGACCUGUCCCACAACCGCGUGGCGAGCCUGCGCCCCGGCACCUUCUCGCGGCUGCGCUCCCUCCGGCGCCUACAGCUGAGUGGCAACGCACUCACCAGGCUUGGGCCUGGAGUCUUCGCGGGCCUCGCCUCACUCGCGUUCCUCGACAUCGAGCGCAACGCCAUCCGGGAGGUGGGCGCCGGGGCGCUUGCUGAGCUGCCCGCUCUGCGGCAGCUGAAGCUCGCGCGCAACCUCCUGCACGAGCUGCCGCUGGCGGUGCUGCGGGGCCCGGUGGAGCUGGCGCGCCUGGACGUGCGCGGGAACCGGCUGAGCGUGCCGCCCGUGCGGGGCCUGGGCGCCGCGGUGCAGCUGGAGCUGCGCGACAACCCCUGGCACUGUGACUGCAUUGUGCGCCACGACGUCACCCGAUGGGUGACGGCGUGGAGGCAAGCGGCGCCGCAGGGAGCUCUCUCCACGAUGCCUCCCGGCGUGAGCGGCGCUCUCUGCGAGGGCCCCGCCGCCAUGGCUGGCCGGUCCCUGGCGUCCCUGCGGUCCGACGAGCCGUGCGUGGAGGCCCCCACCUCCACGACCCCUGCUCCCGCCGGACCCCACGUGGGGACCCCCCGAGCGCCCGAGACCUCCUCCUCCUCGUCGUCGUCACCUCCUCCGGCGGCCGGGCCCGAGGCCUCGCUGCCGCUGCACGUGUUCGUGGCGGGCGUGGUGGCCGUGUUCAUCGUGACGGCCGUGGGCACCGCCGGGAUCUUUGUGCUCGCAAUGCGCAGGAAGCAGCAGAAGCAGCAACGGAGUGGGGGGAAGCACCGAGAGUCCAUGGUGGGGGGCGGCUGCAGCGGCGGCAACAACGGCAACAAGGGCUCGGGAGACGCCAACAACCGUGGGCCAGGGGGGGCCAGGGGCACGCCGACGACGCCGACGGGCCGGCGCGGGGCAGGAAUUGAGGAGGCGGCCCCCUUCCAGGGCCGUGUGGUGCACAACCCCAUCUACAAGCCGCUCCUCGUCAAGGGCUACGGCGACGGAACCGCCGAUGGCCUCUACCCGGGCCUGCUGCUCAAGCACCACGAGCUGCACGGCGCCGCCCGCGCCCUCUGCCCCACGCCCCCAACGCCGUGGGCCUGGGCCGGGUCCGCUGUGGCGGUGGACGGGGGCCCGGGGGCACCGGGGGUCGUCCCGGGGUACGGCGGCGGGCCCUGCUCUGGGCCUGGGUCGGUCCCAGCGAUCACUUGGCAGAAGCUGUAGAAGGGCCGUGGGGGCGGUGGUGGUGACGGCCGCGUCUCCUCCUCCCACUGCCCUCCGCCCACCACACCUCUGGGCCCUCCGGUGUUUCUCUCCAUCAUUUAUAAUCAACGUCAAGCGUUUAGAGUAUUUGGCCACUGCUAUAAAUUUCCACGCAAUGAUAAGCCACUUCGUUAAGCCAUCAUUUUUGAUCGCCAGAUCGCUUCUAAAAAAGAGCUAGGUAGCUCAGCGGGGCCUUACCUGGUAAAAUAAAAAAAUAGUUUACAGUUUAGUACAACCUGCAGGCUGCCUGCGCUCAUCUCCUGCUGGUUUCGUGUUGGACCGGUGACGCGGUGGGCUAGCGGGUAGUGCGCAUUCUUCACUCGUCGCGUGAGGCUCGCAGUUUGAAUCUUGCAGGCCGCCCCAGGUUAUUACCGCGGGAAUAUUGAUAACAAAAUGUAAUGCGCUGUCUACUUCACUCGAGAGCGACGUCGUUCGAAACAUCUAGGCUAUUGCGUGUUGGCAUCAACGGUCCAAAAUUUAAAUUGAUUUGAAAAAUUCGCCACAUAAUCAAAUCGCCCCCUCCACUACUCCAUUUGGCUGGAAGAGCCGGAGAGUUUCCCGAGUGAUUUCAUCUUCUCGGGCUGCACCCUGAAUCCUACAUCGCAAUUCAGGCCAAGUGGAAAUAUACAAAUGACGCAGUGAGAGCUGAGCUUUUGUCAACACCCGAUGAUGCUCGUUGUAAUCUCCAAACUGUUCUUCCUCCUCCGGUUUUGCUGAAAAGACAUAAUUUGGCACAUUUCCCCAUGACAUGACAAUUUCAUUGGCUGUCACCCUGUGAUGGAAGCUUAUAGUUAAAUUUGACAUCAUACCAACAUGAUCCAACCCAAAAUAAACUACGAAUUAUAAAUAUCUGGGAAACAAUGUGUUCUCAGUUGAGCCGCAUGCUGAGAGUUUCUACUCCCGAGCCUCCACUUCCCACUGCUGCUAUUGCUGUGGGGUGCCUCGGUGGCGAGAUGUUAACUACCUCGACUGGUAGGCAGGAGGUCGUGGGUUCGAUCCCAACCCUGAUGCCUGUA